AUGCGACCACCGAGAGGCGGCGGAGGUUUCCGCGGACGCGGCGGCGACCGAGGUGGCCGCUUCGGUGGAGGCGGCCGCGGCGGCGGCGGCAGGGGCCGCUUCGGUGGAGGCGGAGGCGGGUUCCGCGACGAGGGCCCUCCAGCCGAGGUCGUCGAGGUGUCGACGUUCCUGCACGCGUGCGAGGGGGACGCGGUAACGAAGCUGACGAACGAGAAAGUGCCCUACUUCAACGCGCCCAUAUACCUCCAGAACAAGACCCAGAUCGGCAAAGUCGACGAGAUCUUCGGCCCCAUCAACGAAUCAUAUUUCUCGGUCAAGAUGUUUGAGGGAGUCAUUGCAACAUCUUACAACGAAGGUGACAAGUUCUUCAUUGACCCCAUGAAGCUGCUGCCCCUCUCACGCUUCCUGCCGCAGCCAAAGGGCUUGACUCCAAGAGGUGGUGGUCGAGGUGGAAGAGGUGGUGGUCGUGGUGGAUUUGGUGGCCGUGGUGGAUUCCGUGGAAGAGGUGCACCAAGGGGUCGUGGACCUCCCAGGGGUGGAGGGCGUGGUUUCAGAGGACGAGGCAGAUUCUAG
Triticum turgidum subsp. durum (durum wheat) is the source of this 573-nucleotide messenger RNA. Lineage: Eukaryota; Viridiplantae; Streptophyta; Magnoliopsida; Poales; Poaceae. The record is from the annotation of a GenBank genome assembly.